Messenger RNA from Caenorhabditis angaria, 667 nucleotides. Lineage: Eukaryota; Metazoa; Nematoda; Chromadorea; Rhabditida; Rhabditidae. The record is from the annotation of a GenBank genome assembly.
AUGUUGACUGCACUUUUCGUGUGUGUCGGUCUGGCAAUCAAGUCACAUGCAGGUUAGAUUUUUGUCACUCAACCAAUUAAUUUCCAGGCAUUUGUUUCCAGAUACUAAUUCAUCAUCAUCAUCCUCACAAUUUAUUGUCGAAAAUGAGUUUGCCAAAUUAUCUAGGUCCUGCUUUAGCUCCAGAGAUUAUGAGUUACUAUCAGGCGAUUUUAUAAAACACGGUUCAGCAAGAUUGUUUUCUACUUCAUUGCUCGAUCUAAGUUCAAUUAGCAUAGGACAGGAAGAGUUACGUAAAACACUACAUUUUGCACCACCAACUGCAUGGAAACCAUAUAACAAUACAAGACCGAGUGAAGCAGAAUUGUCAUCUGUGGCUAACACUAACAUCGAGGCAUAUUACGAUCUAGUUGAGCCGAGAUCCUCAAUACAAAGUAUUGAUAACAUUUGGUUUUAUGAGAAAAAUGUAGCGAUUGCAGUUGCAUAUUUGGAUAGACGUUUGCCAUCAAUUCGAAAUAUUUAUAGACAUUGGUUUGAAGAGAUACUCCAAGGAUUGAUAGAAGAUCGAAAAUCAAUUGAUCGUAUGAUAGACGAGUUUCUAGCGAUUUAUGGCAAAAUUGGAAAAGCUAUUUCUGAAAUGAGAAGUAACGACGAUAAAUGCUGGAUUUAA